UAAUUUUUUAAAAUAAAUUCACAAUUUCCAAUUAUCCCAAAAAUUCAACAUUGCCAUUUUUGUUCCCACUGUGGAUCAAGGAACAACAAUCCAACCAUGGCUACCGUUGCAGCAGCAGCAAUUGUAUCUUCCAGUUCCACCAUCACAGACCAACCCUCUUCUUCUUCAUGGACUCGUGGCUCGAUUUCCAUUUCAAAGCUCACACCAUCACUCUCUUUUGUUCCAAGAACCAGCUCAAAAAGGCGGAAUCCACGACCUCGUGCUGCUUUGGUUGAAGCACCACCAUCUAGUUCAGCUCUUUCACCUGCACCCAAAGAUGGUGGUUCCCUCAAGGUGCUUGCGGUUGCAGGAGACCGUGCUGAAGACAUUCAAGCUGAGGCCAGAGCUUUGACUCGUGCUACCAAUGCUUCUGUUUAUACCCCUCAAUUGGUUUCUUCUUUAUAUGGCUCUCAACCUCUUAAGGUUGUGGGAAGGGCACUUCAGAUUGUGAUUGCAUUGGGUUCGUUUGCUUUGAAGCUGUUGUUGGACCAGAGAAAUGGUGUGCUUGAUCAGAAUAAAAAGAUUCGUGCAAAUGAGCUCAAGACCAUAUUCACUCAGCUAGGUCCAACUUUUGUCAAAUUGGGUCAGGGAUUGUCUACCAGGCCUGAUAUUUGCCCUCCAGAAUAUCUGGAUGAGCUCUCUGAACUUCAAGAUGGUUUGCCGACAUUUCCUGAUGAGCAGGCGUUUGCAUGCAUUGAGAGGGAAUUAGGACUAUCUCUUGACUCGAUCUACUCGUCAAUAUCACCAUCGCCUGUAGCAGCAGCUAGUUUGGGUCAAGUUUAUAAAGCUCGGUUGAAGUCCUCCGGUAAGCUUGUUGCUGUCAAGGUGCAACGCCCUGGCAUCGAAGAAGCUAUAGGAGUGGAUUUCUACCUCAUAAGGGGUAUAGGGUUUCUCAUAAAUAAAUAUGUGGAUGUGAUCACAAGCGAUGUUGUUGCACUCAUAGACGAAUUUGCACGUAGAGUCUUUCAAGAGCUCAACUAUGUGCAGGAGGGACAAAAUGCAAGGAGGUUCAAAAAGUUAUAUGCUGACAAGGAAGAUGUCUAUGUUCCUGAUAUUUUCUGGGAUUAUACAAGUAAUAAAGUAUUAACGAUGGAGUGGAUUGAUGGAGUCAAACUAAAUGAGCAAGAAGCAAUUGAGAGACAAGGGUUAAAAGUCUUGGAUCUCGUAAACACAGGUAUCCAGUGCAGUCUUAGACAGCUACUCGAGUAUGGAUAUUUCCAUGCAGAUCCUCAUCCUGGGAAUCUUUUGGCGACACCGGAGGGAAAACUUGCUUUUCUUGAUUUUGGGAUGAUGAGUGAGACUCCAGAAGAAGCAAGAUAUGCCAUAAUUGGCCACGUUGUUCACUUGGUCAAUCGAGACUACGAGGCUAUGGCUCGUGACUACUAUGCUCUUGAUUUCUUAUCAACUGAUGUUGAUGUAUCUCCAAUUGUACCAGCACUUCGAAACUUUUUUGAUGAUGCACUUAAUUAUUCUGUGAGCGAGCUUAACUUCAAGACAAUAGUGGAUGGUCUGGGAAAUGUUUUGUAUCAAUAUCCAUUUAAUGUGCCAGCAUACUAUGCAUUAAUAUUAAGGUCUCUCACUGUUUUAGAAGGUUUAGCUCUAUAUGCUGAUCCCAAUUUUAAGGUACUCGCUGCAUCGUACCCCUAUUUUGCUAAGAGGCUGCUGACAGAUCCAAAUCCGUAUCUAAGAGAUGCUCUUAUAGAGUUGCUUUUCAAGGAUGGGAAGUUCAGAUGGAAUAGACUUGAAAACCUGCUAGUUCAGGGGAGCAAGGAUAGAGAUUUCACUGCUAAAGAGGCUUUACAACCUGUCCUGAAGGUAUUGUUGAGUCCUGAUGGUGUAGUUCUGAGGAAUCUAGUUAUCAAAGAGGCUGUUCGCGUUUCAGAAGCUUUUACUCUUGGCACGAUUUCUGAAACGUACCGGUAUAUUCCAGACUUUAUGAGGACCCUUGUCUUCAAUGGCAAUGCAAAUAAUCCGCUUAUGAUGUCGGAAACUGAAAUUCAAAGCAUGAUAGAGCUUAGAGAUCAAGUGAUUAGGGUAUGGGGACUUUUGCAGUCCUCGAAUGAUUUUGAUCCAUCUCUUUUGCUACCAAUACUACAGGUCAUUCAGCAGCAACCUGAGGCGCGCAGACUUGGGGGGCGUGUUGUGGGUGGAGUCACACAACGUCUCGCAGCACGCUUUCUUCUGCAAGUACUUCGAGCUCCACCAACAGCUUCUACAUAGGUUUCGAGUCACUGCAAAGGCUAGGUUAUUGCGCACAGGAAGAUAGGAGUCCAUUCCCAACACAGGAAAAAAGUAAAAAGUAAGGCGUCAAUUCUUAAAAAAAUUAUUUGAUUCUCUUUUUCAUGUUUGAUUAUCUUUCUUGGUUUGGAUCUUCCAAUUUGGUCCAAAAAGCUGUAUAUAUGAUUUACUCAUCAUCGUUGAUGCUUUGUCGUCAUGAUAUGAAUAGAGGUCAUAAUAUAAUAAUAGUAAUUGGUUAGAGUGUAUUUGUAAAACCGUUGCAUUCAACGGAAAAGCAUGAAAAAGUACUUACAACCUCAAUUCAACAUUUCUUUCCUUUAA
This is a messenger RNA of Lotus japonicus, 2598 nucleotides long. RefSeq names its product protein ACTIVITY OF BC1 COMPLEX KINASE 3, chloroplastic-like. Lineage: Eukaryota; Viridiplantae; Streptophyta; Magnoliopsida; Fabales; Fabaceae. Gene Ontology annotation, molecular function: ATP binding; protein kinase activity. The transcript has 8 exons. The coding region runs from base 97 to 2259 and encodes 720 amino acids. Gene Ontology annotation, biological process: protein phosphorylation. The record is from RefSeq and is a predicted model, not a curated record.